Caenorhabditis remanei is the source of this 354-nucleotide messenger RNA. RefSeq lists its product as uncharacterized. The transcript has 3 exons. NCBI's taxonomy places the organism in Eukaryota, Metazoa, Nematoda, Chromadorea, Rhabditida, Rhabditidae. Bases 1 to 354 code for a protein of 117 amino acids. The record is from RefSeq and is a predicted model, not a curated record.
AUGAAACUUCUGAUCUUGCUCUCCUGUGUCGUCGCAGCCGUUGUUUUCGCUGCCCCAUCGGCUCCAGGACUCGAGGAGAAACUUCGUGCUCUUCAAGAGCAACUCUACAACAUUGAGAAGGAGAAUGGAGUUGAGACAAAGCAACAAUCGGCAGACACCUUCCUCGGAUUCGCUCCACAGAAGAGAAUGGUCGCCUGGCAGCCAAUGAAGCGGUCAAUGGUCAAUGAGGACUCCAGAGCUCCACUUCUCCACGCCAUCGAGGCUCGUCUCGCUGAGGUUCUCCGUGCCGGUGAACGUCUUGGAGUCAAUCCGGAGGAGGUUUUGGCCGAUCUUCGUGGUCGUAACCAAUUCUAA